Rhagoletis zephyria (snowberry fruit fly) is the source of this 756-nucleotide messenger RNA. NCBI's taxonomy places the organism in Eukaryota, Metazoa, Arthropoda, Insecta, Diptera, Tephritidae. The record is from RefSeq and is a predicted model, not a curated record.
AUGAGUUCCAAAGACAAGCUGAACGUGUUCCCGUCGCGGAUGAAUCUGACCAACAUGAAACUUCGGCUGAAGGGCGCCCAGAAGGGGCACUCGCUGCUGAAGAAGAAGGCUGAUGCGCUGCAAAUUCGCUUUCGCUCCAUCCUCAAGAAGAUCAUCGAGACAAAGAGCAUGAUGGGCGACCUGAUGAAGGUGGCCUCCUUCAGUCUGGCCGAGGCCAAGUUCACCGUGGGCAGUGACUUCAAUCACAUCGUCCUGCAGAAUGUGACCAACGCGCAGAUCAAAGUUCGCUCGAAGAAGGACAACGUUGCAGGCGUCACACUGCCCGUCUUUGAAANCGUCUUUGAAACUUUUCAGAACAGCAGCGACUCCAAUGAGUUUGCCGGUCUCGCCCGAGGUGGCCAACAGCUGGCGAAGAUCAAGCGAAACUACGCCGAAGCAAUUCAACUGCUGGUGGAUCUGGCCUCGCUUCAAACUAGCUUCAUCACCUUGGACGAGGUCAUUAAAGUGACGAAUCGUCGUGUGAAUGCCCUCGAGUACGUGGUCAUUCCUCGCAUUGAACGCACCAUUGCGUACAUUUCCUCGGAGCUAGAUGAACUUGAGCGCGAGGAGUUUUUCCGCCUGAAGAAGGUUCAAGAGAAGAAGAAGAAGGUCCGGGCAGCGAACGACGCCAGGAUGAAGGAGCUCAAAGAGAAGGGCAACUUUGUCGAGCCAGCCAACAUUUUGACCAACGACCACGACGAUGAUCUUCUCUUCUGA